AUGUGCUCUCACUCGCGCUCUCUCACGCACUCUCUCACGUGCACUCUCACGCGCACUCUCACUUCCACGCUCUCUCUCUCUUGCACACUCACGCGCUCCCUCACGUGCUCUCUCACGCGCUCUCUCACGCGCACUCUCGCGCGCACACUCACGCGCCCCUUUACGCGCUCUCUCACGCGCUCUCUCACACGCACUCACGCGCACACUCACGCGCACACUCAUGCGCACACUCACGCGCUCUCUCACACGCACAGUCAUGCGCACACUCACGCGCACACUCACGGGCACACUCGAGCGCCCCUUUACGCGCUCUCUCACGCGCACUCUCACGCGCUCUCUCACGCGCACUCUCACGCGCUCUCUCAUGCGCACUCUCACGCGCUCUCUCACGCCCUCUUUCGCGCGCUCUCUUGCGCUCUCUCUCAUGCGCACUCUCACACGCACUCACGUGCUCUCUCACGCGCACUCACGCACUCUCUCACGCGCUCUUUCACACGCUCUCUCACACGCUCUCUCAUGCGCUCUCUCACGCGCACUCUCACGCGCACACUCACGCGCUCUCUCACGUGCACACUCUCGCGCUCUAUCACGCGCGCUCUCACGCACUCUCUCACGCGCUCUCUCCCGCGCUCUCCGCUUGCAUCCCCCCUCCGUGCACACGCCCACUCCCUUCCACUUGCUCACCCAGUCCCUCACAUGCUCCCACUUGCUGCCCACCCCUUCCCCAAUUCCCAGACCAUGCGCGCCAAGCUCACUGAUUUCGGCCUCAACAGAGACCCCUUCGCCAGGGAGAAUGGCACAAGGGACGACGGAGCAGGGAAUGGCGCCAAGGAUGGAGUGCGGGAUGGAAGGAGAAAUGGCGCAGGGGUGCAAGCGGGGAGGCAAGACGCAGAGAGACGAGACGUCAGGGGGGCUGAGAUGGUGGAGGGGAGAGAGUAUCUCCACACACACCAGCUGUCGCCUGUCGUUGACGUAUACACCGUUGGCGUGCUCGCCCUCAUUCUGCUCACAGCACGCACUGCCACCGCCGCCGCGCAUCAACACAGGGACAAUGACAGAGGGAUUGACGGAACUGGAGAGAGGCAUAUAGACGGACACGUGGAUGGACACGCAGACAAACACACAGGCCAACACGCGGACGAAAGAGCCACUCUUAUACACUGGGUGGCCUCUCUCCUCCCCGCCCAAAACCCCGCAACCUUCACCGACCCCUUUCUCUUAUCCCCCUCCUCCUCCUCCUCCUCCCCACCUCCCAACCCGCGCUCUCUGCUCAGACUGGCAACCCUCGCGCUCUCCUGCACGGCCCUCCCGUCAACCUGGCGCCCAUCCGUAAACCGGCUCCUUUUCGAGCUCAUAGAAAUUAGAGAAGAGCUGCUUGGAGCGGCGAGGAGCGAGGCGCUAGGGCGAGUGGACAGGGAGGUAGCAGACAUGCAGGGGGGGGACUUUCUUGUAGAGAUGGCCCAAGCGGAAUCUCUGGCGUCGGGAGCGAGCGUGAGUGGAGGGACAGGGGCUUCGUGGGCUGUCACGAGUGUUAGUGGCGGGGCGGGGGUGAGUGGGGGGGUGAGUGGGGGGUGGAGUGGAGCGGUGAGUGGGGGGGUGAGUUGA
Closterium sp. NIES-65 is the source of this 1605-nucleotide messenger RNA. NCBI's taxonomy places the organism in Eukaryota, Viridiplantae, Streptophyta, Zygnematophyceae, Desmidiales, Closteriaceae. The record is from the annotation of a GenBank genome assembly.